AUGGCCCGACGAUGGCGGAGUUUGAUCAGACGCUGGCAUUGCAACCUAAAGCCCAGGAGUACUUUUGGUGGUCGACGGUGGUCUGUAGCGCAUCCCCCUUCGUUCAAUGCCGCCUUUGGGAGUACUGCGUCUAAGCACCUUGGAGAAGACUCCCCUGUCGACUCACGUCCAAUUGGCGCGAAACAUCGAUACAAACCCGACAGGGUUCGUGCGUCCGACUCGGAUGCCCACAAGACGGACAAAUGGAACUAUCUGCCGGAUGUUCACGCACGGAAUCGCUCAUGGGUGUCGCUUGCGGCACUCGAGGUGCAGAAGCGCUUGAAGCAUGCCGAAGCACGUCCCGUCGAUAUCCUACGAAGCAGCUUGGAGGCGAGAGCAAUCGAUAUAAGCACAAUCGAGGUCUGUUUGGCGCACCAUUUCAAGCAACUAAGCGCAGUGUCCAAGAAGGAGAUGUCUGACUAUGCCUGCGCGCAACCUGUCGCGGCUCUGAUUAUUCAAUACCUGCUGCAGAAUUACGAUGCUUGGCUUCACUUCGUUCUGCGUCGUGGUGAGGCGAUGAUAUGGCUUACUUACUCCGCCGUUGCUGAAGGACUUGAAGACAUACUUCUGGACUGGGUCAAAGUCGACAUUGAUGAGACCAAGGCUGAGACGGCAAUUGGUCCGAUGUGGUAUGUCUGGCGUGGGCUGUUCUUUCGCUCCGUGAUUCAAGCGCACCUUCGCCAUGCUCAAUCCGUCUCCGCGGACCGCGCUCUACAAGUCUUCAUUGAAAUGCUGGAAGCCCUGCAGCAGAGGAUACGCUCUUAUGGCCCUCAGUGGCUCACACUAUCGCUAUACCCAGCUGCGGUCGAGUUGGUAAAAGCGCUCUGCCGACCAGGAUGGACAAAGACCGAUCCGGCCCUACAAAUGGAAGUGGCCGUUCUGCAUUUACGACACCCGACGACGCCAAACCCUGGGCCCGCCAUUACUCUUUUCAAGCGGCAGUUCGAUGGCAAGACCAAGCAAGAAGCUAUAGCCUCGCUUCCACCUACGCAUGCCAAAGGUUUGCGGGAAGACGCACUGUGGCUCGAAGAUAAAGCUUCCGAAAUCUUCCCUCGCCCCCAGAAGAUCUUCAGGUUUGGGAAUAUGCAGAAGGGCAAGAUCAAGGUGGUCGAAGGGGAGAUACCACCUAAAGAUGCUGCUAUGUUUCCCGACAGACUCACACGAUCAGGUACUGACCAAGACGGCGGUGUACGGAGCGAUGUCGGAAGCAGAAGCAUACGCAAGAUCUCAUACUAG
Messenger RNA from Recurvomyces mirabilis, 1275 nucleotides. RefSeq lists its product as uncharacterized. The transcript has 4 exons. The record is from RefSeq and is a predicted model, not a curated record. The coding region runs from base 1 to 1275 and encodes 424 amino acids. Lineage: Eukaryota; Fungi; Ascomycota; Dothideomycetes; Mycosphaerellales; Teratosphaeriaceae.